UCCUCUUUCGGCCCCAUGGAGUCCUCAUCCAUCCCCCAGUCAUCAGGAAACGCAUCCACUUUGGGAAGAGCCCUUCAAACACCAGGUCCCUCUACUGCCAGCGGGAUCCCCGAGUUGGGACUGCAGGACGUGGCUUCAGAAUCCGUGGCCCUCUUCUUUAUGCUCCUGCUGGACCUUACUGCUGUGGCUGGCAACGCUGCCGUGAUGGCUGUUAUUGCCAAGACACCUGCCCUCCGAAAAUUUGUUUUCGUCUUCCAUCUCUGUCUGGUGGACCUACUGGCUGCUCUGACCCUCAUGCCCCUGGCCAUGCUCUCCAGCUCCGCUCUCUUUGACCACGCCCUCUUCGGGGAGGUGGCCUGCCGCCUCUACUUGUUCCUGAGCGUUUGCUUUGUCAGCCUGGCCAUCCUUUCGGUGUCUGCCAUUAACGUGGAGCGCUACUACUAUGUGGUCCACCCCAUGCGCUACGAGGUACGCAUGACCCUGGGGCUGGUGGCCUCCGUGCUAGUGGGCGUGUGGAUAAAGGCCCUGGCCAUGGCUUCUGUGCCAGUGUUGGGCAGGGUCUCCUGGGAGGAAGGCGCUCCCAGCGUUAACCCAGGCUGUUCUCUCCAAUGGAACCAUAGUGUCUACUGCCAGCUUUUUGUGGUGGUCUUUGCUGUUCUUUACUUCUUGGUGCCCUUGAUCCUGAUCUUUGUGGUUUACUGCAGCAUGUUCCGAGUGGCUCGUGUGGCGGCCAUGCAACACGGGCCUCUGCCCACGUGGAUGGAGACACCCCGGCAACGCUCUGAGUCUCUCAGUAGCCGCUCUACUAUGGUCACCAGCUCCGGGGCUCACCAGACCACUCCACACCGGACGUUUGGGGGUGGAAAGGCAGCAGUGGUCCUUCUGGCUGUAGGAGGCCAGUUCCUGCUCUGUUGGUUACCCUACUUCUCUUUCCAUCUUUACGUGGCCCUGAGCGCUCAGCCCAUUUCGACAGGACAGGUGGAGAACGUGGUGACGUGGAUCGGCUACUUUUGCUUCACUUCCAACCCUUUUUUCUAUGGAUGUCUCAACCGUCAGAUCCGGGGCGAGCUUAGCAAACAGUUUGUCUGCUUCUUCAAGGCAGCUCCAGAGGAGGAGCUGAGGCUGCCUAGUCGGGAGGGCUCUAUUGAGGAGAAUUUCCUGCAGUUCCUCCAGGGGACCUCGGAGAACUGGGUUUCCAGGCCCCUACCUAGCCCUAAGCGGGAGCCACCACCUGCUGUUGACUUUCGAAUCCCAGGCCAGAUUGCUGAGGAGACCUCGGAGUUCCUGGAGCAGCAACUUACCAGCGACAUCAUCAUGUCAGACAGCUACCUCCGUCCCGCCCCCUCACAAAAGCUGGAGUCCUGAUGGACACUUGGAGGGAAAUAAGGCUUGGGGCUGGUUUACGAUC
Messenger RNA from Alexandromys fortis (reed vole), 1408 nucleotides. RefSeq names its product G protein-coupled receptor 61 (gene Gpr61). Gene Ontology annotation, biological process: G protein-coupled receptor signaling pathway. The coding region runs from base 16 to 1365 and encodes 449 amino acids. The record is from RefSeq and is a predicted model, not a curated record. Gene Ontology annotation, cellular component: endosome; signaling receptor complex; plasma membrane. Gene Ontology annotation, molecular function: G protein-coupled receptor activity. NCBI's taxonomy places the organism in Eukaryota, Metazoa, Chordata, Mammalia, Rodentia, Cricetidae. The transcript has a single exon.